AUGAGAUUGUUUAUCAUCUGUGUGUGCGUGGCUGCGACCGCAGCUCAUGCGGCAGCCAGCUUAUUAUGUGGCUGUCCACCAGCACCACCCGUGUGUGGCAGCGACUUCAGAACUUACAGAUCGGAAUGCGCCUUAGGCUGCGAGAACGUCGGAAAUUAUAACAAACCUGUAGUGAUAUAUAGAGGACGUUGCGAAGAUCUUCAAUUCAAUCCUUACAACCCAAGCCCCUACCCCUUCGAUCCCUAUAACCCAAGCCCCUAUCGCCCUUAA
Leptosia nina is the source of this 270-nucleotide messenger RNA. Lineage: Eukaryota; Metazoa; Arthropoda; Insecta; Lepidoptera; Pieridae. The record is from the annotation of a GenBank genome assembly.